Messenger RNA from Pseudogymnoascus verrucosus, 1905 nucleotides. RefSeq names its product mRNA splicing protein (gene SLU7). Gene Ontology annotation, biological process: mRNA splicing, via spliceosome. Bases 45 to 1469 code for a protein of 474 amino acids. Lineage: Eukaryota; Fungi; Ascomycota; Leotiomycetes; Thelebolales; Thelebolaceae. Gene Ontology annotation, cellular component: spliceosomal complex. The transcript has a single exon. Gene Ontology annotation, molecular function: pre-mRNA 3'-splice site binding. The record is from RefSeq and is a predicted model, not a curated record.
CGACGAGGCAGUUUGAACCCAGACUCAGACAUAUCUCCUUAAAAAUGCCACCUGCCGGAACUCAGCCACUUAAGCCUCCGGCGCCAUCCGCUGCUUCGAAAGAAGCCAACGAAUAUAUCCCGUCUUUCAUCUCCAAAAAGCCAUUCUACAUUGGGGAAGAUGACCAGAACGACUACCUCGAACACCAGCGGCUACAGAAGGCGCAAUCCGACCAGUCAAAGUGGUAUGAUAGAGGCAAAAAGCUAGGCCCUGCGGCGACAAAGUUUAGGAAGGGUGCAUGCGAGAACUGCGGGUCUAUAACACAUAAGACGAAGGAGUGCCUUAGUCGGCCAAGGGCGAAAGGCGCAAAGUGGACAGGGCUCGACAUCCAAGCCGAUGAAGUUAUACAAGAUGUCAAUCUGGGUUGGGAUGCAAAGCGAGAUCGUUGGAAUGGAUAUGACUCGAAGGAGUAUAAGACGGUUAUCGAGGAAUAUGCCCAGUUAGAAGAGUUGAGGACGAAAUCCGUGGCAAAUGAAGCAGCAGACGAAGGAGAAACUGGAGCUGAUGACGGCGCAAAGUACGCGGAGGAAUCCGACAUGGGAAGGCACCAAAGCACAUCGACGAGACAGUUGCGCAUUCGAGAGGAUACCGCAAAAUAUUUACUGAACCUCGAUUUAGACUCUGCAAAAUAUGACCCUAAGACAAGGUCCAUGGUGGAUAGUGGAGCAACAGCAGAUACUGCCGCUGCACUCGUGGCAGAGGAAGGGUUUAUGAGAUCAUCUGGCGACGCUGCGGAGUUUGAGAAGGCACAGAAAUAUGCCUGGGAGUCUCAAGAAAAGGCUGGCGAUACAAAGCAGCAUCUCCAAGCAAACCCCACCUCUGGCGAAUAUUAUAGGAGAAAGGAGCGUGAAGAGGCUGAGAAGAAGCGAUUGCUUCAAAAGAAGAUGCUAGAGGAGAAGUACGGUGCUUCAGGAAGUACUGUACCCGAAGGCCUUCGCGACACUGCUGUUACCGAGUCCGAAAGAUUUGUUGAGUACGACGAAACCGGCGCACUUAAAGGGGCACCGAAAGCAGUAGCAAAAUCAAAAUAUGCGGAAGAUGUUUUAAUUAAUAACCAUGCUGCUGUAUGGGGUAGCUGGUGGUCAAAUUUCAAAUGGGGCUAUGCUUGUUGUCAUUCAAUAGUCAAGAAUAGCUACUGCACAGGCGAAGCAGGGAAGGCGGCGUUCCACGAAGCAGAUCAUCUUCGUACUGGCGGGGCUCUUGAAAGAGAAGCUGCGCCCUUGAAAAUAACCGGCCGGCCGGAACGCGCUGAGUCGGAAGCGGAAGCAUCAGCCAACAAGGACCCAGCAAGCCAAGAUGCUACGAAGAAGCGCACAUUGGAGGAGAUGAAAGGCGAUGUGACAGAAGAGGAUAUGGACGAGUAUCGGCGGAAACGGGCAGCUCCAAACGACCCCAUGGCUCACCUACUAGGCAAGGAUAAGCUUUUGUAAUUUAAAUGCCGGGGUGUAAUUCUGGAUAUAUUUAGCGUCAGUCGUUGAGGAGUGCCAUGGUGAGCUGUUCGGAGUCUAAGAAGCCCACCCAGGAAUAAAAUGCAAUCUGAAAGGCGCUCUUAUCAGUGUAUAUUAGAUAAGUGUUUCGCUCUAUUUGUGAACCAUAUCACAGUUGUAUGAAGCAGGAACAGUUGGAGCAGCUGGUGAUUGGGAUUAGUAAAUAGAAAAAUGUUAAUAUGACCGCCAAAAACAUGUAGGUGGUCUGCAAAUGCAGCAAUGAAUUUAUACGUUUACACCAGAACAAUCCCGUCAUAAAGCUGAUCAUGGUCACCCACCAUAUUGGUCUACGCCGCCAGGUGGUCUACUGGCGUUGUAUGGAAAAUCACUUGAGAUAUAAAAGGUCAGAAGCUAUUUAGGCUGACCAUGGAAAACGUGG